ACCCCACUUUUGUUCCAGCUUUGGUUGUUUGCUCCGAAUACUUUUGAAUAGCCGCCGCACCGUGCCAAUCAACCGGCCACAGCAACUGUUGUGCGUCCCCUCCAAAUUAGACCGACUGUUGGCUGUCCUCACUUUCUUUUUUUAGCAGCAAUCAAAAAUAACAAACAUCUUUUACUCUACAGCAUACACCAUUUCACUUAGCAAAGCAUGGCCAAGAUUUUACUCGGUCUUUUGGCCCUGUGUGGUCUUAGUAAAGCACUAUAUUUGCCGGGUGUAGCACCCAAUGACUAUGACCAGGGUGACGAUGUACCUUUAUUUGUAAAUACCCUUAGUCCGAUGUCUAGUCAACAAAAAUCAGUUUUAUCGUACGAUUACUAUGAUGAACGUUUUCAUUUUUGUGAACCUGAGGGUGGCGCCAAGAAACAAGCAGAAAGUCUAGGCUCUGCUCUUUUCGGUGACCGUAUCUUUACUUCAGCAUUUCAGCUUUCACUUGGAAAUAAUGAUAAAGAUAAACUAUUAUGUACAUCUACAACCAUUCCCAAAGAGGAUGCCGAGUUCAUCAACCAGUGUAUUCAGGACGAUUAUGCUUUAAAUUGGGUUGUUGAUGGCCUCCCUGCCGCACAUCUCAGUAUUGACGAACGUACGAAUGAGGAAUAUUACAGCAUUGGUUUUGCUCUUGGGGGCAACAGAGGAAAUGUACCCGAAUUAAACAACCAUUACGAAAUUACUAUUGAUUACCAUCACCGUGAGGAUGGCAAAUACCGUGUAGUAGGUGUUUUGGUUGCUCCUUCUAGUAGAGCACAAAAAGUAGAAAAGGGUGUAGUCGUUCCUACUGGUGGACCGAUGGUCCUUAAGGGAGGCGAGCAAGUGGUUUAUUCUUACAGUGUGAAUUGGAAGCCAUCUGCUACGCCCUGGGCAACUCGUUGGGACGCCUAUUUGCAUAUUUUGGAUCCUUCUAUUCAUUGGUUCUCUUUGGUCAACUCUAUUGUUAUCGUCUUAUUUUUGACGGGUAUGGUCGCUAUGAUUUUGAUCCGUGCCCUUCAUAAGGAUAUCUCUCGCUACAACGCUGUCGAAGCCCAAGAAGAUGUUCAAGAAGAUUACGGUUGGAAAUUGGUCCAUGGUGAUGUUUUUAGACCCCCUCAACGCCCAAUGCUCCUUUCUAUCUUGGUGGGUAGCGGCGCCCAAAUUGUCGUCAUGACCGGCUUGACCCUCAUCUUUGCUGUCCUUGGUUUCUUAUCUCCCUCUAAUCGUGGUGCUUUAGGCACUGUGAUGAUUAUUUUCUUUAUGGUUUUUAACAGUAUUGCUGGUUAUGUUUCUGCUCGUGUAUACAAGAUGAACGGUGGCGAGAAUUGGAAGAUGAACAUUGGCUUAACCGCCUCCCUUGUUCCUGGCUCAAUUAUGAGCUUCUUAUUCGCCAUGAACUUUUUCUUGAUCAGCUCUCACUCUUCUGGUGCUGUUCCUUUUGGAACUAUGUUCACUCUUUUGGGUCUUUGGGCUGUUAUUGCUUUCCCUCUCAGUGUUGCCGGUUCUUACUUUGGCUUCCGUCAACCUCGUAUUGAGCAUCCUGUCCGCACAAACCAAAUCCCACGUCAAAUCCCUGAUCAACCCGUGUACUUGCGUAGCUUACCUUCCAUUCUGAUGGGCGGUAUUUUACCUUUUGGUGCUAUCUUCAUUGAAUUAUACUUCAUCAUGAACUCCAUUUGGUUCCACCGUGUCUAUUACGGUAUUGGUUUCUUGUUUUUGGUGUUCAUCGUUUUGAUCUUGACCUGCUCCCAAGUCACUAUCUUGAUGUGUUACUUCCAUUUAUGCAGCGAAGAUUAUCAUUGGUCUUGGAGAUCCUUCUUAACAUCCGGUGCUUGUGGCUUUUACGUCUUUUUGUAUGCCAUUCUCUACUACUUUACAAAACUUGAUAUCAAUUCGUACACAAGUACGGUGUUAUAUUUUGGUUAUUCUUCAGUUAUUAGUAUUUUAAUGACUGUCUUUACUGGCUCUGUGGGCUAUCUCUCCUGCUUGUAUUUCCUACAAAAGAUCUUUGCCAGUAUUAAGGUGGAUUAAAUUUUUCCAUACAAAAACUACUAUAUAUACAUACAUAUAUCACGAAUAAAGACUUGAUUAUUCCAAUAGAGUGUACGCAAAGUGUUCAACGGCCUAAUAAUAUAGUUUGUAUAACUUUCAGGGCAAGAGAAGAUGGAUCUACAUUUGCAUGAACAAAGUCACCAAAUGGUCACAAUUUUCUUUGCGCUUUUAAAAUUUUGUAGCUGUCAAAUCAUAUUAAAGUGGUUUUGAAGAAACUCUUUUUUAUC
This is a messenger RNA of Mycotypha africana, 2303 nucleotides long. RefSeq lists its product as uncharacterized. Lineage: Eukaryota; Fungi; Mucoromycota; Mucoromycetes; Mucorales; Mycotyphaceae. The record is from RefSeq and is a predicted model, not a curated record. The transcript is spliced from 3 exons. Gene Ontology annotation, cellular component: membrane. Gene Ontology annotation, biological process: protein localization to membrane; vacuolar transport. Bases 208 to 2055 code for a protein of 615 amino acids.